Molecule: messenger RNA, 1410 nt
Organism: Salvelinus namaycush (lake trout)
Lineage: Eukaryota; Metazoa; Chordata; Actinopteri; Salmoniformes; Salmonidae
Product: leucine-rich repeat and fibronectin type-III domain-containing protein 5-like
Exons: 3
Coding region: 1-1410 (469 amino acids)
Molecular function (GO): protein binding
Source: RefSeq, a predicted model, not a curated record
AUGGAGACCCUGUUAGUUUACCUGAUGGUACUUGGCAUGGCUGUAAAAGCCCACAAGGUCCAGGUGUGCCCAAAACGCUGUGUCUGCCAGAUGCUUAACCCCAACCUAGCAACCCUCUGCGACAAGAAGGGCCUCCUCUUCGUCCCGCCCGACAUCGACCGUCACACCGUGGAGAUGCGUCUGGGCGACAACUUCGUUACGAGCAUCAAACGACGGGACUUCGCCAACAUGACCAAACUGCAAGACAUGACGUUGUCUCGGAACACCAUCAGCUCCAUUUCGCCUCACGCCUUUAAAGAUCUGGAGAACCUCAGAGCCUUGCAUCUGGACAGCAACCGUCUGACGAGGCUCACCAACGACUCCUUCAGUGGGAUGUCCAAGCUCCAACAUCUCAUUCUCAACAACAAUCAGCUGAUUCACAUCCACAUCGGGGCCUUCAAUGAUCUCACAGCUCUAGAGGAGUUAGAUCUGUCCUACAACAACUUAGAAAGCGCCCCCUGGGUGGCCAUCCAGAGAAUGACCAGCCUCCACACCCUGGGCUUGGACCACAACAUGCUUAGCUACAUUCCUGAGGGAACCUUCUCUAGCCUGCAGAAGCUCAAACGCCUUGACGUCACAUCCAACAAGCUCCAGAAGCUUCCGCCAGACCCAGUGUUCCAACGGGCCGGCGUCUUGGCCACAUCAGGGAGCAUGGGGCCGACGUCAUUUGCGUUGAGUUUUGGGGGGAACCCACUGAGGUGUAACUGUGAGCUGCUGUGGCUGAGGAGGCUGAGGAGGGAGGAUGAUCUGGAGACAUGUGCGGCUCCGCAGCACCUGGCUGGGCGAUACUUCUGGACCGUGUCUGAAGAAGAGUUCCUCUGUGAGCCCCCUCUUAUCACCAGACACUCCCAGGAGCUGCGAGCAUUGGAGGGUCAGAGUGUAUCUCUGCGCUGUAAGGCCAGGGGCGACCCAGACCCCAUCAUCCACUGGAUCGCCCCAGAUGGCCGGCUCAUGUCCAAUUCCUCCCGGGCUGCGGUGCACAGUGAUGGGACCCUGGACAUCCUUAUCAGCACUGUGAAGGACUCAGGCUCCUUCAUCUGUGUUGCCUCCAACCCGGCCGGGGAGUCCCAACAAACUGUUGACCUGGUGAUCGCCAAACUCCCACACAUCACCAACAGUACUGUGGAGAAGGAACAGGACCCAGGUUCUUCUGAUAUCACCACGGUAACGAGGAUGGGUGGUGGUGGGGAAGGCGGAGGAGUGGCGCCACUGGGAAACACAAAGACGAACCAGGAGAAGAAGGUGGUGAUCGCUGAGGCCACGUCUACCUCGGCCCUGGUCAGGUUCAGCUUCCAGAGGAGUAUACCGGGCAUCCGAAUGUUCCAGAUCCAAUACAACGGAACCUACGAUGACUCUCUGGUUUACAGGUGA